This is a messenger RNA of Ophidiomyces ophidiicola, 1152 nucleotides long. RefSeq names its product rRNA-processing protein EBP2 (gene ebp2). Lineage: Eukaryota; Fungi; Ascomycota; Eurotiomycetes; Onygenales; Onygenaceae. The record is from RefSeq and is a predicted model, not a curated record. Gene Ontology annotation, biological process: ribosomal large subunit biogenesis; rRNA processing. Gene Ontology annotation, cellular component: nuclear periphery; nucleolus; preribosome, large subunit precursor. The transcript has 3 exons. The coding region runs from base 1 to 1152 and encodes 383 amino acids.
AUGGUGAAGAAAAGCAAGCUGCUCAAUGCCCUUGAUGCCCACAAGGGACGAGAUUACGACAAAGAGCGCCAGAAAAAGUUACAGAAAGCUGCGGAGAAGAAGAAAAGAUCGAGGGCGGAGACCGAAGAAGGACAAGAACAAGAUGAUGUAGAAAAUGCAGAGGAAGAGAAUGCGCCAGACAGUAUAAUCCCCGAGAAACGGAAGACCACUAAAGCCGAUAAAAAGAAGAAAGGGAAGAAGGGAGACAUACCAGCAGAAAAAGUAGAACAUAUACAAGGCGAUGCUGAAGCCUCGGAAGGCGACGAGGAAAACGAGAAUGAAGUUGAGGACGAAGAAGUCGAUUCAGACGAGGAUAUCCCCCUUUCGGACCUUUCAGAAGACGAUAGAGCAGACGUAAUACCUCACCAACGACUGACGAUAAACAACUCUGCGGCCAUAGGAGCUUCGCUGAAACGGAUAUCAUUUAUCCAUGAGAACACACCUUUCUCAGAACACAACUCCCUAACAUCUACCGAAAGCAUGGAUAUACCUGAUGCGAAUGACGAUCUUAAUCGAGAACUUGCAUUCUAUAAAGUUUGCGUAUCCGCCGUGACAGCGGCACGAGGCCUACUCAAGAAAGAAGGCAUUCCAUUUACCCGGCCUACGGAUUACUUCGCUGAGAUGGUCAAGAGUGAUGAGCAUAUGGGCAAGAUAAAGAAGAAGCUGUUCGACGAGGCUGCCGCGAAGAAAGCCAGUGCUGAAGCGAAGAAGCAGCGCGAAUUGAAGAAGUUUGGAAAACAAGUGCAGGUUGCGAAACUGCAGCAGAGGCAAAAGGAGAAAAAGGAGACUCUAGAGAAGAUCAACAGCCUGAAGCGAAAGCGCAAGGCCGAUGGUGGAGCUCCCACUGAAGACGACGACCUCUUUGACAUCGCCCUCGAAGAUGCCAGCAAGUCUGAUCGCAAGAGAUCGGGCCCCGCAAGCGGAUCGAAUACCAAACGGCAGAAGAAGAACGAGAAAUUCGGAUUUGGCGGUAAAAAGCGUUUUGCUAAGAGCGGAGAUGCCGUUUCGAGUGGUGACCUGAAGGGCUUUUCUGUUAGCAAGAUGAAGGGGAAGAAACCUGGCGGUGCCGCAAAAAGGCCGGGCAAGAGUAGAAGAGCGGCGGCAAAAAGAUGA